Messenger RNA from Eremothecium cymbalariae DBVPG#7215, 3228 nucleotides. RefSeq lists its product as uncharacterized. Gene Ontology annotation, molecular function: Glc3Man9GlcNAc2 oligosaccharide glucosidase activity. Bases 1 to 3228 code for a protein of 1075 amino acids. Gene Ontology annotation, cellular component: endoplasmic reticulum membrane. NCBI's taxonomy places the organism in Eukaryota, Fungi, Ascomycota, Saccharomycetes, Saccharomycetales, Saccharomycetaceae. The transcript has a single exon. The record is from RefSeq and is a predicted model, not a curated record. Gene Ontology annotation, biological process: protein N-linked glycosylation; oligosaccharide metabolic process.
AUGUCACAGGAUUGGCGAGAACAGAUUGUGGACUGCACGGUUGAGGAACGACGUCUUAUUGAGAAUAAAGAGCGGAGCAAGUAUUGGUUGAAAUGGGGCCCAUAUUUGUCGGAGCGCGGGUGGGCGACUGUUCGUGAGGACUACUCGCUUAAUGGGGACGCGUGGAGACAUUUCCCGUUUGAACAGGCGAAUGCGAGGGUGUUUCGGUGGGGGGAGGACGGGAUCUUUGGGGUGAGUGACAACCGUCAGCUGGUUUGUUUGAAUGUUGGGAUGUGGAAUGGGAAGGAUGGGAUAUUGAAGGAGCGGAUGUUUGGUUUGACGGGGCCGCAGGGGAACCACGGGGAGGACUGUAAGGAGCUUUAUUACUAUCUGGACAAUUUGCCGAGCCAUGCGUACAUGAAGGGUCUUUACAAGUAUCCGUUUGGGAGGGCGUUCCCGUACGAGGAGCUGGUAGCGCGGAAUGCGGAGCGUGGGUACGAGGAGCCCGAGUUCGAAGUGUACGAUGUGGAGGGGGUGUUUAAGGAGGAGGACGGGGGGGAUACGCCCUACUUUGAUGUGGUGUUCGAGAUGGCGAAGGGGGACGACAACCCAAACGACUUGAAUUUUCGGAUCACGGUGUACAAUCGGUCGGAGGUGCAGUCUGGGGAGUUGUAUUUGAUGCCGCAGGUGUUUUUCCGGAACACCUGGUCGUGGAACACCAAAGGAGAGGAAUCGCAGAAGCCGCGGUUGUACAAGUCUCACAGCAAUGUGAUUACCACGGAGCACAGCAAGUACGGUGUGCGUAGGGCGGUUUUUGCUCCCUCGCCUGGAGGGUUCAAUGAACAGGACUCUGAGGACAUCGAGCCGGUGUUGUUGUUCACAGACAACGAAUCGAACCUGAAAAAAGUGUUUGGCGCGACCAAGAAUCCAGCGCCGUAUACCAAGGAUGCAUUUGAGGAGUUUGUUGUCUUUGCCAACGAGGCAGCGGUGAACCCAGAUAACGAGGGGACCAAGUCUGCGGCUCUUUACCAUUUCCCGGACAUCCCUCCGGGCGAGUAUGUCACGCUAAGGUACAAGUUUACGGACGAAGCUCUCCCACAGUUUGAUAAUGAGUUGAUUAUCGAUGAGGAAGCGUUCGAUGCGAUUUUUGAUAGACGCGAGCAGGAGGCGGACAACUUUUAUUGGAGAAUUACCCCACAGCCGUUGCCCUCGGAACUUAGACGCAUCCAACGGCAGGCGUUUGCUGGAUUACUCUGGUCUAAGCAGUUCUACCACUUCGUCCAGGAGCAAUGGUACGAGGGCGACCCGUUGGUCGAACCUAAGCCUCCUUCAGAUAGAGCCAAUGGCAGGAACAAGGAAUGGAAACACAUGUACACGGACGACAUCUUGUCGCUGCCGGAUAAAUGGGAGUACCCCUUCUUUGCCUCUUGGGACACUGCUUUUCAUUGCAUCCCUUUGGCGAUGAUAGACCCAGAAUUUGCAAAACGGCAGCUAGAUCUCUUGACGCGCGAAUGGUACAUGCAUCCAAACGGCCAGAUCCCAGCAUAUGAAUGGAACUUUAGCGAUGUGAAUCCGCCGGUACAUGCAUGGGCUGUGUAUCGUGUUUUCAAGAUCGAAAGGAACAUGUAUCACCGGGAAGACCGUGUGUUUUUAGAACGUGUUUUCCAAAAGCUAUUGUUAAAUUUCACGUGGUGGGUCAACCGUAAGGAUUCAGAUGGUAACAAUGUCUUUGAAGGCGGGUUCUUGGGGCUGGACAACAUUGGAGUUUUUAAUAGAUCUGAGCCGUUGCCCACAGGUGGGACUCUAGAACAGGCUGAUUCCACUGGCUGGAUGGCUUUCUUUUGUCUCCAGAUGCUUAAUAUUGCUCUCGAGUUGGCAAAGGAAAACCCAGUGUACGAAGAUAUUGCUUCGAAGUUCUUUGAACACUUCAUUCUGAUUAGCGAUGCCAUGAGUUUUAAAUAUGGCAAAAGCUACAACGACGAAUCAGGUGAAAACCAUCAAGAAUCACUGUGGAACGACCAGGAUAAGUUCUAUUACGAUGCUAUAUCAUGGGGGGAACCAUUUAAGCAACAGUUGCCCAUUAGGUCCCUGGUGGGUCUAAUUCCCCUUUAUGCCUCGAUGACCUUGGAGCCGGCUGUAAUAGAUAGAUUCAAGAGCUUCAAGAAACGUGUUGAAUGGUUUGUAGACCAUCGUCGUGAUAUAUUUGAUAGAAAUAUCGCCUCGAUGGAAAAAAGAGGGGUUGGAGAAAGACUGUUGCUAUCCCUUGUUAAUAAAGAACGUUUGGAAGCGAUACUACGGCGCAUGUUGGAUGAGAAGGAGUUUUUGUCUGAUUAUGGUAUUAGAUCGUUAUCUAAAUAUCACGAAGAUCAUCCAUUUGAAAUGGACGUUGGAGGGAAUAAAUAUGUCGUCAAGUAUUUACCUGGAGAGUCGGAUUCCGGCAUGUUUGGUGGUAAUUCAAACUGGAGGGGCCCCAUUUGGUUUCCAACAAAUUUCUUGUUGGCUGAAGCCUUGCAAAGAUUCUUUCUGUAUUAUGGUGCCGACUUCAAGGUUGAAUGCCCUGUUGGCUCGGGCCAAUAUUUAAAUUUGGCACAAGUGGCAGAGGAGAUAUCUCACAGAUUAAUUCACUUGUUUGUGCCUGAUGCAAACGGCUCUAGAGCUGCGUACUACGGGGGGUCAUCGGCUUUCUUAUCACAGGACAAAUAUUUCAAGGACUUGUUGCAGUUUUAUGAGUACUUUGAUGGUGAUACGGGGAAAGGUCUUGGUGCUAGCCAUCAGUUGGGUUGGACUGGUCUUGUGGCUAAAUGGAUUCAUGAUACCGGCUCAUCAUGUGUUAGAUUACCAAGAACUCCAAGGUCAUCAAUUUCAGCAUACAGCUCUGGAGACUUAAGUGGAGAUGAAGCUCAAUUGUUGCCUAGACUUUCCAGGCGUAGAAGCGGCAGGUCGCUCAUCAACUUGACUGGAACACAUUUAGAGUUAACCGAAGAGGAGAAAAUUCUCCACACCAUGGGGACUUUGAAUUCGACUUCUGUCAUUAGCCCAGGGAACUCUAUCAAAUCCCCACAGUUGCAGACUACGAGUUUUCAGUCUUCCCCUUUCAGCCCCCCAGAUAACAUUGAUGCAGGUGCUGAUACUUCACACAUGUCUAUUGAGGGCCUUCGUGAUCAUCCGAGGACUGAAAAUGUCUUGAUAGCCCAAUUGAGGGAUAAAUUGAGACAGUUCAAGAUGGACAACGAGCCUUCCACCGAGUAG